Molecule: messenger RNA, 5417 nt
Organism: Microplitis mediator
Lineage: Eukaryota; Metazoa; Arthropoda; Insecta; Hymenoptera; Braconidae
Gene: Btk29A
Product: tyrosine-protein kinase Btk29A
Exons: 14
Coding region: 184-2421 (745 amino acids)
Biological process (GO): intracellular signal transduction; peptidyl-tyrosine autophosphorylation
Molecular function (GO): ATP binding; non-membrane spanning protein tyrosine kinase activity; protein binding
Source: RefSeq, a predicted model, not a curated record
AACCACAAACUAUAUGUCUUAACUAUUAUUCAUCUUUUUCAUUUCAUUUAUUUUCUAUUGUUCUCGAUAUUAAAAUAAUAUAUUUAAAUUACUUGUUACUAUUCCAAAGUGCAUCAUAUAAAUUUACCAUAAAAAAUUACGGUCUCUUUUCAAAUAAUUUAUCUGUUAAGUCAUUUUAUAAAAAUGCCGGAUUCUAUUUUAUCGUUAAACCAAAAAUUCAUAGGCCGCGUUUCCUUCAGGAUGGUCGGGAAAGACGGGAAGGUGGAAUCUAAGCGAGAAGUCGUGAAACAGGGAUAUAUGGUUAAGAGAUCACAAAAUAAAAAAAGAUUUACGCCAAUUAAUUACAAGCAAAGAUGGUUCGUGCUGACGAGAUAUUAUCUUGCUUAUUAUGACAGUGAUGGUGAACGACGAAAAGAACGAGGUAGGAUCGCCAUCGAGAGUGUCCACGUGGUAGAAACUGCAACCCUUGGAUCUGGAAGCAGCAGCAGCAACGUGGCUGCCGGCAGCGAAUCUGGAUCCGGAGGCGGGGGUGGUAUACCUCCGGGUCUUCCGUUUCAAGUUGGAUACCGAGAAGCUGGCCAGGAGUACACUCUUUAUCUAUUGGCCGCCAGAGAACAAGAUAGGGCUGAGUGGAUUCGUGCUCUACGUGCAGUGUGCAGCGAAAACCCCGGGCUGUCAGGUCGUUAUCACACCGGACUGUGGAGUGGCAAGCGCUGGUCUUGCUGUCGCUUGUCCUCCCGGUCAGCAGAGGGUUGCGACACUUGCAGCUCGUGGUCGCCACCAAAGCCCUCUUCAAACGCCACAAUAAAUUCCUCGAGUCCUUUAUCGGCUAUUAACACGAUAACGAACACACUUGAAGGUGAUCAGGAGAGACGGACUCAACAGCAGCAACAACAGCCAUCGCCAAUAACAACAACAAUAACCACCACAUUAACCACGACAACUGGAACUGCUGCUGAAGCAAACAAUAAUCCCAUCAUUCAGUCCCAGGCACGAUCAAUUGUUGGUACACCAUCGACGCCGAUAAUGCCGGGUGGAGCGCCCGGAACUCCUUCCUCAAAAGCGAAGGAAAAACUGAUGCUGAGGACCAAAGUUGUGGUGGCUCUGUAUCCAUUUCGUGCAAUUGAGGGAGGAGAUUUGUCAUUGGAAAAGGGAGCCGAGUACGAGGUGCUAGAUGACUCACAGGAGCACUGGUGGAAGGUCAAGGAUGAGCAGGGAUCCAUCGGUUAUAUUCCCAGCAAUUAUGUCAAAGAAAAAGAACUCUUGGGUCUUCAGAAAUAUGAAUGGUACGUAGGCGAUAUGUCGCGGCAACGAGCCGAGUCUCUCCUCAAGCAAGAGGACAAAGAGGGCUGUUUCGUCGUUCGCAAUUCAUCUACCAAGGGCUUGUAUACUCUCUCGCUCUAUACUAAAGUACCCCAUCCUCACGUUAAGCACUACCACAUAAAGCAGAACACCCGAGGCGAAUUUUACCUGUCGGAAAAGCACUGCUGCGGCUCUAUUCCCGAUUUAGUAAAUUACCACCGGCACAAUAGCGGCGGGCUGGCAAGUCGCUUAAAAACGAGUCCUUGUGAUCGACCUGUACCACCUACUGCUGGGUUAAGUCAUGACAAGUGGGAAAUCGAUCCGACGGAGUUGCAUUUGUUGGAAGAACUUGGCUCCGGACAGUUUGGCGUAGUAAGACGGGGAAAAUGGCGUGGGUCUAUUGAUGUUGCUGUUAAAAUGAUGAAAGAGGGUACUAUGUCCGAAGAUGAUUUUAUUGAGGAAGCAAAAGUCAUGACAAAAUUACAACACACAAAUCUAGUCCAACUGUAUGGAGUUUGUAGUAAAGACAGACCGAUAUAUAUUGUUACUGAGUACAUGCGUCAUGGAUCUCUUCUCAACUACCUCCGUCGACAUGAAGCCUCCUUAUCCACUAAUGUCGGUUACCUUCUUGACAUUUGUAUACAGGUCUGCAGAGGAAUGGCGUAUCUUGAAAGGCGUAAUUAUAUCCACAGGGAUCUCGCUGCGCGUAAUUGUCUUGUUGGAUCUGAGAACGUAGUAAAAGUUGCUGAUUUUGGGUUAGCGAGGUAUGUUCUGGAUGAUCAAUACACCAGCAGCGGUGGUACCAAGUUUCCAAUAAAAUGGGCACCACCAGAAGUCCUUAAUUACACGCGGUUCAGUUCAAAGUCAGAUGUAUGGGCUUAUGGUGUACUUAUGUGGGAAGUUUUUACUUGCGGUAAAAUGCCUUACGGGCGUUUGAAGAACGCGGAAGUUGUAGAUAGAGUUCAACGUGGUCUUAUACUUGAAAAACCAAAAGCAUGCGUCAAAGAAGUUUAUGAGGUAAUGAGGAAAUGUUGGGCUCAUUGUCCAGAAGUACGACCGUCAUUUCGCGUUUUGAAAGAACAACUGAUCAACGUUAAUCAGGGUUUAGUUAAUGAUUGACUCAACCUUCUGCGGUGUCUGCGCCUCUCUUUGUCUCCAACAAACUGCACGAUUGUCACACCAAAAUCACCGUCUCCAGGACGAUCGCCUUCUAUCGUGCCGUCAAUAAGUUCAUCGUACAACUCAGCAACGCUUCCUACACCGCGCAAAAUACGUGAGCCCGCUUCGCUGCCAACCUCCAUUGAUUUUCUUCAUUUGUCAUCCUCAUUGUCUACAACAGCAACAACAACAACAACAACAAUAACAGCAACGACAUUAAGUAAAACUAAGAGAGAUGAAAGUACAUCAUCACCAAACAGAACAACUGGUGGUCAGGUGGCUAGUCAGCCGUCCUCGAGUAGUACAUCAAAUGUUUGCGAAAUUUGUAGCAUGUAUGGGCAUCCUUGGAUCGAAAUUUGUAAUGCUAUUCGUGCCACUAAAGGUCAAUGAUUUAUGUUUGUCGAUAGACUAAAUUUAUUACUCAUUAUCAUUAUAAUUAUCAUUAUAACUAUUACUACUAUUAUUAUUAUCAUUAUUAUUAUUAUUUUUAUUACUAUCGUUUAUUCUCUCGUGACUCAUUUUAUUAAUUCUCCAUUGAAAUAAAUAUUUUAUCGCAUUUAUUUUUUUACACGCGGAGAAACAUAUCUUGUAAAAUUAAGUAACUGCAAUUAGUAAUGACUAAUUUAUUAUUAAAUAAUUUAUCAGUUACGUUAUGUAAUAUGUCAUACUGAGAGAUAAUAUUUAUCACGUUUCUGGGUUUAAAAAUUGAGCAACGAAAAAAUAAAUGUUGAUAAAGAAAAAAAUUUAUCAUGACAAAUUGCGACUUCGUCCAUUAUUUUUUUAUCGUGAUUUAAUUUUUUUACAGAAUAAUUAAUACUUGAAAUUAUUAAAUUUGUGAGAUAAAAAAUCAAAAUAAAUUUUUUUUUAAAUGAUAAAUAUUUCGACAACGAAAAAAAAUUAAGUCGCAUUGUAAAAUUAAAUAUCAAUAGCAAUUAUUAUUUUUAUUAGAAUUUCAUUAUUCUUCGUAAUAAUAAAUUUAAAACAAACAACGUCACGUAAUAAUCAAUAACGUAAAAAAAAAAAUACUUAAAUAACGUACGCAAUAAUAGAUUACAGGUAAAUUUAGAUUUUUGCCUUAAUGAGGAUGGAAAAAUAAUUUAAAAACCCGCAUUGUAAAUACUCAUGUGUAAACUUAGUAUUAAUAAAAAAAUCCGAGACGAACGUACACUGAAAAAAAUUAUUUCUUGGUGCGAAAAAUUUUCACUCGUCAAGAAAAUUUUUACUUGCAGUAAGAAAUUUUUUUUAUUAUGAAUUAGACGGAAAUUUUAUUGGGACGAAAGGGGUCUGAGAUAAAAAAAAGAGCAGAUUUUUGUGAUUUUUUUUUUCAGAGUAACGUCGUUAUUAAAAUUCUUAAAAUUUGUGACAUUAUUGAGCAACAUUCCAAGAAUGUUCUGCUAAAUUUUCGUAAAAAAAUAUUGAAAAAUAAGCCAGUGGCAGUGGGGAGAGACGUCAGCUCAAAAAAAGUCUAUGCCGUAGGCAGGAUAACUCAUGACUGCCUCAUCUGAAAUAAAAAAACCAAAAAGAUUUCUUUAAUACAUAAGUUUAUUUUGGAUUUGAACGAAGGAAUAAACAAAAUAUUCACUUUUGAAUUUUUGGUAGAGGUACAAUUAAAGAACUCUGAUUUUUCCCAAAAAUUGCUCCUUUUGUUUAAUUAAAAAAUAAGUAGUUAUUGAAAAAAAAAUCCUUCGUUCAAAUCUAUGAUAAACUUAUGUACUAAAGAAAUCUUUUUGGUUUUUUGAUUUCAGAUGAGGCAAUCAUGAGUUAUCCUGCCUAUGGCAUAGAGACUUUUUUUUUAGGUGACGUCUCUCCCCACUACCACUGGCUUAUUUUUCAAUAUUUUUCUAUGAAAAUUUCUCAGAAUAUUCUUGGAGUGAUGCUUAAUAAUGUUCCAAAUUUUAAAAAUUUUAAUAACGAAGCUACUCUGAAAAAAAAAAUCACAAAAAUCUCCUCUUUUUUUGUUUCUCAGACCCCUUUCCCUUAAAAAAAAUUUCUGUUUUCAUUUCAUAGUAAAAAAUUUUUCUCGCGCCAAGAAAUUAUUUUUUUGUGUAUAAUCUUAAUUCUUUCAGUUAUUAUAUAUAUAUAUAUAUAUUUUUCUUUUUUUAUAAUUUUUAUAAAUAAAUUAAAAUGCAUCGAUGCUUUUUUGUAUGUUCUGUAAAAAUAUUUUUAACUUAAAGAGCAUUUAUGAUUAAGAUGAUAAUGAAAUUAUAAUUAUUAUUAUUUUGACGAUUCAGUGUGUGAUGUUCAGUCUGCAAAAAAUAUUUAAAAAUACUAUUGUAUUUAAUACUUAAGUAUGACAAUUUCUUUAUCUUCCUGACCGUACUUGGUACAGACGGCAGAUUGUUUUUUAUAUUGUUCCAUUUUAGAACAUUUACAUAAAUUUUAUUAACAAUUAAAUUAAAUAUUUACAUAUAUUAAUAUGUUUAUUUGUUGAUCUUUACGUCAAGUUACGAGCUAAUAAAUAAAAUAGUAAAUAAAUAUGUAAGUUUUUAAUAAAAGAAAAAAUAAUUUUGCAUUUUCAACAGUACACAAAAACUUUUUGUUGAGCGAAUGUAACACGGACCUUGUAAAGACAAUAUACACAUAUGUGAACUCUCAACAUUUAAAAGAAGAUGAUAAAUAAAAUAAGAAAACUAGUCGUCAUUAAGGAUGCGGGUCACUGGAUAUUCCAGAUGAUCGCUCCGUUAUUUUCUUCCCUUUGCAUAUCUCUCUCGCGUAUGUGUCCUAAAAAUUAUUAUUGUAAUCCAAUAGAUAUAUAUAAAUAUUAUACAUAUUAAUAUUAUUGUAAUACUUCCAGAAGUAUUAUUUUCAUCAUGCAUUUUCUAGACACACUAGAUUGUAAUAGUUUAUUGGCUGUAUAAUUGUAUUGUUAUGUACUUUUAUUAUGUGAUGAUAUGAAUCUCAACAUAAUGUCUAGAUUUAAAAAAAAAAAUCAAUAAAGCAUAAGAAUUUAACAAUUA